Messenger RNA from Daphnia magna, 4753 nucleotides. RefSeq lists its product as uncharacterized. NCBI's taxonomy places the organism in Eukaryota, Metazoa, Arthropoda, Branchiopoda, Diplostraca, Daphniidae. The record is from RefSeq and is a predicted model, not a curated record. The transcript is spliced from 9 exons. Gene Ontology annotation, cellular component: IRE1-TRAF2-ASK1 complex. Gene Ontology annotation, molecular function: ATP binding; protein serine/threonine kinase activity; RNA endonuclease activity. Gene Ontology annotation, biological process: protein phosphorylation; IRE1-mediated unfolded protein response; intrinsic apoptotic signaling pathway in response to endoplasmic reticulum stress. The annotation marks the transcript as partial.
AACACAUCUGUAAGACGCAAAAAAAAACAAACAAAACAGAACGGAAAUAGCUUUGUAUAUAGGAAUGACAACACAAGCUAACGUUUCCUGCUUGGAGAUAUCGUAAAAGCUAACCCACUUUCAACGUAUAUUUUAAAAAGGAAAUGACUCACGCAUUUUCUAGGAAAGUAGUAAACCGCAUGUUAAACACGGUAUAGAAGAAAAAUACAAUUGACAUUUCACCAUCGAAGUAUACGGUCGUGAGAGAGAAAACUAACCAAAACAUUUAAAGAUAACUAGAGUCAUUACUUGGUGACCUGGAUUUUUGUUUGUUUUUUACGUAAGGCAUCAGACAAAAUGCCAACGCGUGAUACCUUUUUAUCGAAUAUUUGAACGUAGCGUUUGGUAACCGAGUGUUCCCGGUCGUCCUCUUUUCGGUGUCCCCGAUUUCACGGCGAACGGGCCGAGCUUUUAUGGCUUUUUCGCAUGUGUCUUUAUUUCUUUUUCUUUCUUGUUUCUCCUUCCAAAGUUUUCCCUUCUCUGAUAUUCGUACACAAAAAACAAAUGAAAACACGAGCAAAGAAGAAGGAGAAAAAGAAGACGGUCGAAGUCCAUUUGAAAUAAUAUACACUGUUGCCUCUGGCGCUAGAAUGCAAAAUGUUUAAAAAUGGGAGGAGCUAGAGGAAAAAGAACUGAGAGACGAAGAUACUCCGCUCCCCGAAAAUAAAUUCCAGUUGUGGCUCAGCUCUCAGACAGUCGAGUUGUUAUCAUCGCCUUCACCAUUUUACACAGCGAUUGGAAGAAAAAAAAAACAUUUCAAAAAGUGAAUUGUGGCCUCAAUUGGCAUUAUUUUUUCGUUUUUCAUUUAGGAACAUUGAACGGAAAGUAUAGCCAAAGUAAAGAAUCUUCCUUCAUAAACAAAAUAAUUAGAUAAGAAAAUUGCACAGUUAUUCCUUAUUUGGUCACUGUCGAAUAUGGUCGUGUUGUAACUCGUUCUAUUUCUCAAGUUGUGCGUGUCCUCGAAUUCGACCUACUAAAAAAAGAAUUUGGCAAAACUUCAAGAAAAUACGUCACUGCCAUUGCACACGGAUCACCAGAAGACGGUGCAACUUAACUGAAAAUGUCCUCGCCUGUUUCCUCAAGUUUUACUGGAAAUAUCAACGGCAUUCAGUUCGAUCGCCAAGAUUUUUUCGGGGAAGGUGGCUCUGAUUCAGUGCAAAGUGGCACAUUUAAUGGUCAAAGAGUAGCAAUAAAAAGAAUCGAGUUGACCAAAGGCACGGAUCAAUCAUUUGGCAACGAGUUUGAAACUCUGCAGCAGUUAGAGCAUCCGAAUGUCGUCAGACUUCUUCAAUGUGGAAAUGACAACAACUUUAGGUACUAUGCAUUCGAAUGGUGUGGCGCCUCGUUAGAUCAGCUGUUUUUGAAGGCGGAUGACACUCGAAAAUAUAAUGGGCCUAUGCCACACCAUAUUGAUAUUUCGCUUCAGUUAGCUUCAGGUCUCGAAUACAUCCAUUCAAGGAAUUUUGUUCAUGGGAACAUUAAACCAGAAAAUGUUCUGAUUUCGGCGGGAUCUGCUGGCCAAGAUGAGAUAACACUCAAAUGGGCAAACUCUGGACUGACCAGAUACGCCAGUAAACGAGCAAAGAUAACAAGUCAAGUGGGAGGAAACAAUGCAUGGUUAGCCCCAGAGUUGCUGUUGCUGAAAUUGGGUGGCAACUUGCACGGAAACAAGUAUCAGGGGACCGUCAAAAGCGACAUCUUUGCACAAGGACUCAUUUUCGGUAGUCUGUUCUUGAAUGGGGAACAUCUUUACGGUACCAUGGAAAAUGAAGACGAAAUAACCGAAAACAUAACGAACGGAAAUCCCAUCAACAUGCAAAAAAUGAAUCGCAUAUUAAGGGACUGUUACGAGGAUGAGAUUUUUAAAAAAAUUUUGGAAAACGACCCCAAUAAAAGGAUGACAUCGACAGCAGUUGUUAAUCAACUAAAAACCAUCAAGGAUAAGAUUUCUGGAACAGAAAAAGAAUUGCUUCAGUUAUGUGCUCGUGAUUCUCGAUUGGAUUUAUCAUUAAAAAUAAAAAACUUAAUUUCCUUUGGAAUCAACAUUAACGUAAAGGACAAUGAUGGAAGUAAUGCACUCCAUCUUCUGUGUCGAUACUAUUCACGUUAUGAAUUAAUUGCAGCAAUUAACCUCGUAAUCCAAAGCGGAAUCGACGUGAAUGCAAGAGAUUACAAUGGGUUGAAUGCCCUUCAUUAUUUGUGUCGAUACAAUGCAACCCCAAACUUAAUCGACGCCAUUCAGAACUUAAUUAAACUGGAAAUCGACCCAAAAGCAAAAUCCAACGAUGGAUCAAAUGCGCUCCAUUUUUUGACUCGAUACAAUUCAAGCUCAGACUUCAAGAACGCACUUGAAAUUUUGAUCGAAUCUGGAAUCAACGUGCUUGAAAAAGACAACGACGGAUGGAAUAUGUUUUACUACUUGGAAAUUAAAAAUAAGGAGGAAAUGAAAAUUUGGUACGACCGCAAAGCUCCAUUAGGGCAGGGUGGCUAUGGUCAGGUAUUUAAAGGGAAAUACGGAGGCCGUGAAGUCGCAGUAAAAAGAGUUCAACGACAUCGCGUCAACGAAAUAGAAGAAGAAGCUUUGCAAAAAUUAGAUCAUCCAAACGUCGUCAAACUUCUUAACUGUGAAAGUGAUGACAAUUUUAGGAUGUAUGUAUUGGAAUUAUGCGACGCCUCUUUAGAUCAGCUCUUCCUGGAGCCGAAUCACCCCAAGAAAUACGACGGACCUAUGCCACGUUAUAUUCACGUUUUUCUUCAAUUAGCUUCGGGGCUCAAACACAUCCAUUCGAAGCAAAUAAUCCACAGAGACAUAAAACCGCAAAACGUGCUCAUAUCAAAGGCACCUACCAGCCGAAGCAAUGAGGUAAUAAUCAAAUGGGCUGAUUUUGGAUUGUCCAAAUUCGUAGAUGAAGAAGGCAAUCACUCGUGGUCUGGAGUAAGAGGAACCAUAAAUUGGUACGCCCCCGAGGUGCUGAAGAUAAGCAAUAACACAAAAGAGGCAGAAGAGGCAAAAAAGCUUGAAGGAACAGUCAAGAGCGAUGUAUUCGCCCUAGGCCUUGUCUUCGGGUUUCUUUUCUUGAAAGGAGAACAUGUUUAUGGUUCCAGUGAAAGAGAAAUUUACGACAACGUAAUUGCAAAGCAACCGAUCAACUUGAAGAAAACUGACAGAAAAUUACUAGAAAUUUAUCAGAAUAACCUACUUCAGAAAAUGUUGGAAAAUGAUCCUAGCAAAAGGAUGACAUCGGCAGAAGUAGUCGAACAACUGAAAUCUAUCGAGGACAAGCUUGCAGAAAAAGAGAAACAAUUGCGUGAUCUAUGUGCUGGUCGUAAACCUCUUGAUAAUUUCGGAUUUUUUCUUCAUUUAACAACAAAAAUCCAAAACUUGAUUCGCUUUGGAAUCGACGUGAAUGCAAAGAACCAAUUUGGAUUAAAUGCACUUCAUCUCUUGUGUCAACACAAUUCCGGUAGACACUUAAUCGAGGCAAUUAAAGUAUUGAUCGAUUUUGGUAUCGACAAGGACGCAAAGACGGAAAAGGGUUGGAAUGCACUUCAUUUAUUGUGCGCUAACAGUUCCAGUCCACACUUAAUCGAGGCAAUUCAAGAAUUGAUCAAACUCGGCAUCGACAAGGACGCAAAGGAGAACAACGGCUGGAAUGCACUUCAUAUAUUGUGCUCAAAACGUUCCAGUCCACACUUAAUCCAGGCAAUUCAAGAAUUGAUCAAACUCGGCAUCGACAAGGACGCAAAGACGGAAAAAGGUUCGAAUGCACUUCAUGUUUUGUGCUCAAACAGUUCCAGUCCACACUUAAUCCAGGCCAUUCAAGAAUUGAUCAAACUCGGCAUCGACAAGGACGCAAAUACGGAAAACGGUUGGAAUGCUCUUCAUCUUUUGUGCUCUUACAGAUCCAGUCCACACUUAAUCGAGGCAAUUCGAGAAUUGAUCAAACUCGGCAUCGACAAGGACGCAAAGGAUAUCCAGGGCUGGAAUGCACUUCAUCUUUUGUGCGACGCAAAGGAGAAACAUGGUGGGAAUGCACUUCAUCUUUUGUGCGCUAACAGUUCCAGUCCACACUUAAUCGAGGCAAUUCAAGAAUUGAUCAAACUCGGCAUCGACAAGGACGCAAAGGAUAUCCAGGGCUGGAAUGCACUUCAUCUUUUGUGCUCAAAAAGUUCCAGUCAACACAUCAUCGAGGCAAUUCAAGAAUUGAUCAAACUCGGCAUCGACAAGGGCGCAAAGCAGAAAGAUGGAUGGAAUGCACUUCAUUAUUUGUGCGGUAGCAGUUCCAGUCCACACUUAAUCGAGGCAAUUCGAGAAUUGAUCAAACUCGGCAUCGACAAGGACGCAAAGACGGAAAAAGGUUCGAAUGCACUUCAUCUUUUGUGCUCAAACAGUUCCAGUCCACACUUAAUCGAGGCAAUUCGAGAAUUGAUCAAACUCGGCAUCGACAAGGACGCAAAGGAGAACAACGGCGGGAAUGCACUUCAUAUAUUGUGCUCAACCAGUUCCAGUCCAAACUUAAUCGAGGCAAUUCAAGAAUUGAUCAAACUCGGCAUCGACAAGGGCGCAAAGCAGAAAGAUGGAUGGAAUGCACUUCAUCAUUUGUGCGGUUGCAGUUCCAGUCCACACUUAAUCGAGGCAAUUCGAGAAUUGAUCAAACUCGGCAUCGACAAGGACUCAAAGACGGAAAAGGGUUGGAAUGCACUUCAUCUUUUG